This is a messenger RNA of Xiphophorus maculatus (southern platyfish), 2592 nucleotides long. RefSeq names its product actin filament-associated protein 1-like 2. Lineage: Eukaryota; Metazoa; Chordata; Actinopteri; Cyprinodontiformes; Poeciliidae. Gene Ontology annotation, cellular component: cytosol. Bases 259 to 2064 code for a protein of 601 amino acids. The transcript has 16 exons. The record is from RefSeq and is a predicted model, not a curated record. Gene Ontology annotation, molecular function: SH3 domain binding; SH2 domain binding. Gene Ontology annotation, biological process: regulation of interleukin-6 production; positive regulation of epidermal growth factor receptor signaling pathway; positive regulation of interleukin-8 production.
AGAUAUGAAGCAAAAUCAGAAUCAAAGGUUGCUUGUUUUUCACUCUGACCAACACAUAGAGAGACGGACAAUCCCUCCUCCUCUAUGUGUUCAGGUCUCAGAGGGGCAGGACUUGGCUGUGAGGGGCAGGACUCAGCUGUCAGACCUCGGUGCGUCCCACAGAGCCAACAGAGGGAGUUCAGGGAGGAGGAAACCUGACGUCUGUUUUUCUUCCAGCGGAGAUGAGACUGAAGAUGAGGGGCUGCUGAGACGACAGACAUGGACAAACAGAAAGUUCUGGUGAAGCUGAUCUGGGAUCUGCAGACGUUCCUGUCGGUUCUUGACUCGGAGAACCUGAGCUACAUCGCUCAGGCGCAGAAGAAGUCGAUCUCAGAGCUGCUGUCCAAACUGCAGACGCCUGACGCUCCAGUGGAAGAUGCUGAGUACAUGGUGAUGAGCUGUCCAUCAUUGUCGCUAGGCAACGAGCUGGAUGACUCACCUGGGACAGAUGCAGUUUGGUCGUCAGAGCUGAUCUCACAUCAGGACCUGUCGGACUGGAUGAAGAGCGGGGGCCCCACCGUCCCUCCUCAUCCUCCAGGUGGGCUUGGCGGUGACGAUGAAGAGGACACGUACGAGGAAGCAGAACCUUACGUAGCGUCUGAAACCAACACAGAGAGGCCGGAGUCAGAGAGCAGUCACUACGAGUCGUACGGUGAGGAAAACGAUGAUGAGGAUGAAGGAGGCCUUGUGAAGGACAGAGCUCACUACAUCCAGUGGAGCACCUCCCAGAUCAGUCUGCGGCCCACGCCGGAGUCCCGGCUCUGUGGGUACCUGUGGAGGAGGAAGUGGCUCGGACAGUGGAGCAAGCAGCUCUUCAUCAUCAAGAACGACAUGCUGCUGUGCUAUAAAUUUGCUCGGGAUCUGCUGCCCCAGCUGGAGUUGAACCUUCACGGCUGUCAGAUUGUCUACAAGUCGAAGAGCAGCGCCAAGAUCCAGCACCAGCUCAAACUGGUCCCAGUGGGCUCUGAGUCUCUGGUUCUGGGCUACAGCAGCUUCCAGCAGGCGGAUGAGUGGAGGAAGGUGAUAGAGGAGGUGAGCGCUGGAGGUGAAGUGGAGUCUCAGAGCUUCUCCUCUCUGAGUAAAUCUGAUCUGCGGUUGUCCUGCAGGUCCAGUGCAGUUCUUACUGACUCUGAUGAGGAGAAACCUUCAACUUACUGCAGCCUCAACAGAGACAAAGGGUUCCUGAACGUCCUGAUGAACUGCCAGUGGCAGAGUUUACAGUGUCAGGUGGAGGACGGCGUCCUCAACAUGUUCGGAGAGGAGAUGGAGAAAGACGAGGAGGAAGAGGUGAAGCGGUCGCCUCAGUACACGGUCCAGCUCCGAGGCUGUGAGGUCAGAGACGACCCAGACCGCUCCUACAGGAUCACACUGAGCAUGCUCGGUGACCAGGUGGCCGUGCUGGAGGUGAGCUCAUUGGAGGAAAAAGAAAAUUGGCUGAAGCUGUUGCAGGACGGAGCUGCCAGUCGUGGUUACCAUGACAACAAGACUCAAGAGAACACAGGUGGCGCCCUCAGCGGGUUGCAAACGCGCCGGUUCCCAACCUCCAACGCCUACAUGGACGACCCGUUCUGCCUUACCAGAACCACCAGCAGCCAGCCCCUCUACUCCAACGCCGCUCCACAGAAAGCCCUGCGACACGGCUCUCAGGAUUCAGUUCACCGUAACUCAGUGUCGUCCAGAGAAUCGGUGACCUACAGCAACACGGUGCUGAGCAGCAGCAGCCGGAUGGUGCCGGCGGUGCAGCGCGACGUCCAGAAGCUGAAGCUGGUCGACACGCCGGCGGUGCAGCUGAGAACCGGGUCCGAAACCAACCUGGCACCUGCUGUGAAGCGAAACAAGCGCACCUCCUUCAGGCAGUCUCUGGCCAUCUGCACUGAGCGCGCUCAGGCGGGCUUCCUGAACCCUCUGCUGCGGCGGACGGCCUCGGCCAAGAACUCGCUGAGACGAGCUCCUUCUGCGCUCUUCAUCGAACACGGGAAGGUUUUCCAGAGGAAGAAGGAAUGGGAGACCAAAGCUGCUGCCUGACGUUUUCCUCCUCAUCAGCAUCCAUCAGGCCUGCAGGCGGCGGAGAAGCUCUGCUCUGAUUGGCUGCUUGGACUCUAAUAAUUCAGACUGGUUAAAGGUGACCAACUGGGCCAACUGGACCGACUGGACCGACUGGGCCAACUGGACCAACUGGGCCAACUGGACCGACUGGACCAACUGGACCAACUGGGCCAACUGGCUCACUGUUUAUUAUAAUCAAGAACAAAAUAACUUUCCAUGAUUCAUUUCUCCUGGGUCCAGUUAAGUUUUUAUUUGUCUGAACUGCUGGUUCUGGACUCAAUCUUCUCCUGCAACACGCGGUCCAGCGCCUGGCCCUUUAAGGCUGCCGUCCGCCUGCUUCUGAUUGGCUGUUAAGGGGUGGGAACAUACGGCCAUAUAAGGACAUGCCAAAGUUGGAAAAGUUGCCUAAUUAGAGAUUAAUUGAGGUCAGUUUACUCUUCAACUAAAGCAGGGAAAUGCCCACAGCCUCAAACUACCAGGGGCCCGGGGUGCCAGGGGCCCGGGGUG